This is a messenger RNA of Mytilus californianus (California mussel), 615 nucleotides long. RefSeq lists its product as uncharacterized. Lineage: Eukaryota; Metazoa; Mollusca; Bivalvia; Mytilida; Mytilidae. The transcript has 8 exons. The record is from RefSeq and is a predicted model, not a curated record. Bases 11 to 601 code for a protein of 196 amino acids.
UAAUUGUACUAUGGAGAAAGCCACCUUUCUCUUUUUACUAGGACUAGGAGUAGUUAGCUUUUAUGAAGCUGAUGCAAUAUGUUCGAUAUCUUGUAGCUGGAUUGGAAAAACCUUCAUCAGAAUAGAAGAUAAUGCCAACUUCAAGUUCUCAUGUGAAGAUACUUCUACAUACACGAUGUCCUUGGGAAACGGCAAGAGUUCAACGGAACAAUGCGUGUGGUUGUCGGGUGCAUUUUUGGUCGUAAGGAGGAACCAACAUGAAUACAGAUGCUGGAAGAUAACACAUGAUGAUAAUGUCCAUGUAUCUACUUUUGUAACGCCAUGGCGAUUUUUUAAGCAGCCACCGGCAACAAUAUGUGACGUCUGUGGUGGAUUUCAGAAGAAAGCAAUAAUUCAUUUUGUUCAAGGAAGUAAACCAAACAAACACACGAUUGAACGUCUGAGCAGGGGACGUAUUGGUUGCAAUAGACCAAAACAUUGCCCGAUCGUCAAUCCUCAUGUGGAUUGUCCUUGUCAAGGAUGUGAAAAUCCACAAAAUGAGGAAGGAAUGUGCUGUCCUCAGUGCCAGAAAUCAUACGGCUCAUUAUUUUAUGGACACUAGGUGUCAAGGAGAGA